Trichobilharzia regenti is the source of this 3026-nucleotide messenger RNA. NCBI's taxonomy places the organism in Eukaryota, Metazoa, Platyhelminthes, Trematoda, Strigeidida, Schistosomatidae. The record is from the annotation of a GenBank genome assembly.
AUGCCUAUGGAACAACUGCUGGUUCAGUCUUUGGAUGAGCUUACAACUCAAAUUGACACUGCUUGUCAAAAAGGACGUCGAGUAUACCUUUACUUUUCUGGAUCAACAGAUUUAACUACGGGAGAUAGUUGGUCACCAGAAUGUUGUCAGUGUGAGGGUGUUCUUGAACAAGCUAUGAAAGGCACGAAAGAGGAGGAUUUAUUCUUAAUGGUUGAAAUUGGCGAUCAAAAUGAAUGGAACGAUGCGAAUAACAAAUAUCGUACACAUCCACUAUAUCAAGUGAAACAAUUACCCACUUUACUAUCGUUAUCAUUCUGAAUUGCGGUAGACUGCUAAUCUUCAACCACUCAUACGGCCAGCGGAUCAAUCCCCGGCCACAGAUACACUCGUAAACCUCUCUUAGUGUAACGACAGAAGACAAGGUCCAAUCAACCGACCGUUUAUUGAGAAAAUUAACAGAUUUAUAGAAUUUUAUGUAUAUUAUUAUUAGCGUUAUUGUUAGCAGAGGAACAGAGUCUUCUGAUUGGUUGUUUUCUCAUUGGAAGUUAAUCUAUCAUCUCUAAUAUAUCUGCGAAUCAUAUCCGCCCACGCUACGUCUGUUGCGAUUGGUCGUUGAAAUCCUCGAGAUUAGGCUUUGUUCUUGUUUUUUCUCAUGACCAGGAUAUGGGACGUAAACAUUGAAGUAAAUGUUGUCUACCGAUUUCGGCUAGCAGACAGCUCUCAUCACAGUAUUAGUCAAGUUUGUUGUGUACACAUAGCUACCUAGUUGGUUGGAAGUGUUUUUGAAGGAUGUUACUUCCCAGCCGCGCACAAUCCUUGUAGAAGUUGAUUUCUUUAUUGGAGUAUCGAAAACAAGAAGAAUUACUGUUGUGUGAUUAAAGAGCCGCUCGAGGACAUCUGUUUUUAGGCCGGUCAUACACACACACACACACCAUUGGUUUAUAAAAAGUUGUUUCCAUAUUGUGAGAUCUUAUCGCCGCCAGGGAUGUACAAUUUCCGGGAUUGACUUUUAUCUUCUGUCAACUCAUUGUUGGUUUUCACCUGAAGAUCAAUUUUCAAUUGAAUGUCAAAUGGCUCGUGGAAAGAAUUUAAAAAAAAAACAAGAAACAAAGGGAGCAAACUAUCCAAGAACUAAUUGUUUGAAAUAUACUGAAGAGACCGUCGGAUGACAUCACCCUUGUGAAAUCCAAAUAAGAAACGACGAGUAGGAUAUCUGAGAAUGACAUUGGAGGAUGUCGUGUGAGGAGGAGGAGGAGAUGAGAGGGUAUGGGCAAUCGUGAGUCCCGUUGAAGGGGACAGUAGAAAAGAGAACAAAGUGGAGAUGUUUUUAGCAAAGCUGUAUUAUUCUACUCGGAACCCAAGGGAAUCAUUACAUGGAUUUCCUUACUAAUUUAAUUCACUGCUACUUGAAAUCUUAACAGUUUUCAAAAGUUUGGGCAUUGGGUAUAUGAUGUUCAUUAUAAUGAAGGUUGCUUUUUGUAUUUCUCAAUGAAUGAAAAACAAAACGAUAUUCUUUUUAUGCUGACGUCAGCGUUUUCUUCAAAACACACAACAAAGCAACCUUGUGCAUAUAAAGGAUCAAAUACCUAAGGAUUCUCUAUCUAAUUGUGUCUAUAUAAAAUGCUUGGAAUGUGAUACGAUAUACAUCGGACAAAACUCUCUAGGGAGAAAUCAAAAUCAGAAGAAAUGGACACCGUAGAGUGAGCAUCUGUUCGACCACCGAGAAAUCCAGUUGAACUAGAAAAGCUUGAAAAAUCGCCAGACAUAGGCCGUUUACACGCUGCGCUAUAGAAUUCGGUCACAUAAUUGAUUUGAACAAUAUUGAAAUCAUCCAGAAAUUACGAAGAACGUCUAAUAUCAGAAGCACUUUAUAUCAAGGGGAAUCCAAAGUGUUUGGUGGUGAGUAGGAAUAAAAUUGUGGAUUAAAACAGAGUUUGACCCGGUUACAACACCCCCCCCUCCCCCUCCUCCCCUAUGAAAUGACAAAAUCACCACGAAUGUGAUAAGCAAUUUUGUUAUGUAAACACACGCUGUUUUUGUAUAAUUUUACACACUAAUCAAAUCUAACAGUCAUCUACACAUGGUUUUGUUAUCUUUACCAAUUGACGACCAACUCAACAACGCCAAAAUGACCCCUUGUUGAGGAACGAUUAUUAAGUUGGUAUACAUUAGCUGAGAUUUUGUAAAUUCUAGUUUGAUAAUACUUUGAUAAAGCUAUUAGGAGCAUUAAAUAGCAAAACGUCAGAUACUUGAACUCCUCUAAUGUUAUCACUUAGAGUGAUAUUGGCGCCGAAUGUGAUUAGAACACUGACUAGUCUCCUGUAUAUAUAUACGAGUUGAUCACCGAUUGUUAUCAGUUACAGAACCUUUAAAAACAAGCAGGCAGUACCGCCAGACAGCUGUUUCAUCCUAGUUUGGGAAUUAUCGGCAAUACGCACCCACCACAGUCGGUUUCGAACCCAGGACCUUCCAGUUACAGGGCAAUUUAGCUCGUAUACCAUUCAGCCACUGGGUGGCACCCGAUUCGAUGGCCAUCCCAUGAAUUCUUAACUUCCAGCAAUUCGUAAUUUGAAUCAGGUCCCUUUGGCUGAAUGGCAUACUAGCCGAUGAUUCCCAAACUAGGAUGAACCAGCUGUCUGGUGGUACUGUCUGCUUGUUUUCAAUGGUUCUCUAACUGAUAUCAAUCCAUGACCAACUCGUAAAAAACAAAAGUAAUCCUUACAAACCAACUAUAUAAAACUGACCAGUAAAUAGUAACUGAUACUUUUCUGUCUGAUUUAUUAAAUAUUCUUCACAUUUUAAUUUAUCCAUUAACUAGAAUAUCUAAAAAUAGUUAAUGUCAACAAUGCUAUUGUUAUAUCACAUUAUCGCAUUUAGUCGAAUUUUGUUACCUAUUUAUUUCAUGAUAUUUUUUAUUAUGAUUAAUUGAUUGGUCGAAUGAGCGAUUGAUUGAUUGAUUUUUCAACUUUUUUGCUUUGUCUUGUUUUGUUUUAAUCUUUCAGUUACAAGGUCAAACACAAGUGGCU